AUGUGGGGGGUGGUUGGCGGGCGCCUCAGCGUGACGUUUGCUGUGUCUCAGGAGGUGGAUGACGAGGGGAUGCACGCCAUGCACAUCCCGGCCAGCGUGUACCGGGGAGAAAAUGUCAUUGGGGAGGAAGGGCCCAGCCCAGGGUGCUGCAGACUCAUCUGCAAACCCUCCGCCCUGGCCCGCUGCCUGCAGAGGAGCCUGCAGCGCUUCGCGGCCCUGCCGAGCGGACGCUGGCUGUGGACGAACUGGCCGCACCUCCAGACCAUGAUCCAGCUGCUCCUGCCCACCGCCCACCCGCCCGAGCUGGCCCGGGAGCUCCUGCAGCUGGCCGACGGGGGCCUCGUGGCCCUGGACUGGGUCAUAGGGGCCCAGGGGGCUGGUAAGAAGAGCAGAGCAAGCCCGGCCUUUGGCCCUGCCCCGGUGCUGCUUGUGCUCCCCAACGCCGCUGGCAAGGUCACCAGGGGCAUGCUGCACCUCUGCCUGCAGGCCCUGGAGCAGGGCUACCAGCCCCUAGCUAUGGCAGCCGUUAGCCAUGGGGUCCCGAGUAUGAGAUGGGAGAACUUGGAAAGCAUCCAGCAGGGGGCAGCGAGGUGCUGGCGACUGCCACAUGCGCCACGCCCUGUUGGGUUUGUGCCUCCUAGGUAUGCCACGGCGCUGGCUGAGGUGGUAGACACAGCCAGGCUGUUCAGGAGCCGCUCGCUGCGGGAAUUCGAGGAAACCCUCUUCUGCCAGACCAAGCGGCACCCUGUCAGCUGGCAGGGUUAUUGGGAUCGCAACGACCCCCUGCGGGACGUGGACGAGGUGGCCGUCCCGGUCUUGUGCAUCUGCAGCGCCGACGACCCGGUGAGGGGGCCUCCAGCCAGCACCCUGCCCAUGGAGCUCUUCCACAGCAGCCCCUAUUUCUUCCUCCUGCUGACACCGCACGGCGGGCACUGCGGCUUCCUGAAGGAAGGGCCCUGCUCCUGGAGCCACGAGGUGACGCUGGAGUACUUCAGGGUUGUCGCGGAGUUCUUCCAUGCGGAAGAGAGGAUGAAGGGGCUGCAUCGGCGCAGGAGGGGCGCCCUGCAGAAGAGAGAGGCUGCGUCUGCUGCCUGUGACCUCCAGAUCUUCAGCUGGCAGAGGUGCUACACCAGGUAGCACUGGGCAGGUGCUGCGCCUGGCAUGUCCCUGUAGCAGACGCUUCAGGACAGCGUCCCUGGGAGCAGCUGUCCAAGAGCCAGGCAGCUCCCAUUCGAGAAGCCCAGCAGCACCCAGGCUCAUGCAACCUUCCCCUGUCCUCUUGUGCGCUCACACCAGUAUCUCCAGCACACAAAGGCCCCUCCCCACAGACGCAGACAGUCGAAAGCCUGCAGGACAGGUGUGUUCCUAGGACCCAGCUGUGCACUAAUGCAGGGCCGGCCAUGGCGAAGCGAGCCUAGGAAACACCACCAGCACACCUGCCGUUUCGGAGACUCCUCACCGGCCAGCCCGCGCAGGCCCCUGCCGCCACCGUAAUCUCCAUCAUGCAGAAGGACUGGUGCUGAGUGGUGCCACGAAGCCCAUGCCCUGACCCUUAGCCCCACCCUUUCAAAAACCAAAGCUGACACGCCAUCUACUAAAAUUACUUUAUUACAGUUGAUUUUUUAACAUUUCCUUUGCUAUGGUACAAAGGAUACUUACAAACAAAAUAUUACAUACGA
Molecule: messenger RNA, 1679 nt
Organism: Pelodiscus sinensis (Chinese soft-shelled turtle)
Lineage: Eukaryota; Metazoa; Chordata; Testudines; Trionychidae
Source: RefSeq, a predicted model, not a curated record